CACGAACUAAAACCUUUAUAAUAUAUCCGAUAUUUGACUAAAAAUCAUAUUUAAUUAGUUAAUUAUGUCCAUGACUAAGUUAGGUAGAACAACUUAAAAGAACAUAUGCGAACAACAGACUACAUGAGAACUAUUCUACUCUUUGGUUCAGAAAACUAUCAAAUCAAAAUUCUUGUCAAACAUCCACGCCAACAAAAACAACAUGAAACGCAGAAACAUACCAGGAAAGCAGAGCACGAAGAUACUCAUCAACGCCUCUAGUUCCAGCAGCGACGAGCGGGUCUCCCAGCACCAGGUGCAAGCCGCUGUCAGACGAAAAUAUGACCUAUCACCUCUUAUAUCAAGGGCGACAAUGCUGUCCAGUGAUGCGUCUCUUUCCUCCUCGAUCACCAGAUUCCGAACAGAUUUCAACGACUUGAAAUGCAAGAUGCGAAUCUUCGGCGAAUCUUUGAACCUCUGCCAGUGUAUGGCUAGCGAUUUCAAAGCCAAACUGGCGCUGAUGGAGAGAAGGCUGCAAGACCUGGAGAAGAGAGAGAAAAUAGAAAGGACCGGAAGUAACUACUCAGCAAUCAUACAGAAAAACAGAGCACUGUCGAGUAGGACGCUGCAAGAUGCCAAGAAACUCCAAAUGUGCGGCACUGAGGAGGAGAUGCGUGAUGUGGCUGCCAGGAUCUGCAGGAACUACUUGCACGGUGCCUGGAAGAGCGUGGACCCUAAGCAACUGGACUUUAAACGUAUCAGCGGUGGUCUAUCCAACUUCCUGUACUACGUGGCUCUUCCCGAAGACACCAGCAACCUGAGCAAGUACAACGCGAGAGAGAGCUCCCCCGAAGAGGACGAGUCUGUCUCGCUCACCUCCAGGUUCCUGAGGAAGAAUAUGGGCAGGUCCAACUCCUUCUCAAUCGAGGAGCCACGGAAGGUUCUCCUCAGGAUAUACGGGCAGGUGCAUGGUGAACGAGCCAUGGACGCAAUAGUGACCGAAUCUGUGGUUUUUACGUUACUAAGCGAGAGAAGACUGGGGCCAAAGUUACACGGAGUAUUCUCUGGAGGCAGAAUCGAGGAGUAUAUACCGGCACGUUCCUUACUUACCAAAGAGCUAUCAGAACCGGCUUUGUCUAUGAAAAUCGCGGAAAAGAUGGCCGCCAUCCACUCUAUGGACGUGCCAUUAUCAAAAGAGCCCAAUUGGCUUUGGAAAACCAUGGGCAAGUGGUUGAAGACCGUUCGAGAGGAAAGACUGGCGGGAAACAUACAGGGAAAGAAUGAUGAUGAAAAGAAAAUAAUAAAGACUUUAAAAUCUAUAGACUUUGAGAAGGAAAUUGAAUGGUUGAAAAAAUUCAUAGCUCUGGUAGACUCUCCUGUUGUAUUCUGUCACAACGACCUACAAGAAGGCAACAUCCUCCUCCUAGAAGACGUUAUACAAAACUCAGACGACGACGUAUCAACAUUAUACAUGCAAAGAUGCAGCACAGAUUCACCAAAAUCUGACAAAGAGAACAACCAUACUUGCGUUACGGACAAACCGGAAAUACGACCUUCAGACCUAAGAUCCACAGAGAACAUACUCAAUAGAAUCGACCCCGUUUCCGGUUACGAGGACGCGAACACAUCGGACAGUAUACUCUCAGAUUCGGGCGAACCGAAAAUGGUUUUGAUUGACUUCGAAUACUGCGCGUACAACUACAGGGGUUUCGAUAUCGCCAAUCAUUUUCAGGAAUGGGGUUACGACUACACGAAUCCUGAACACCCUUUCUACUUUGAGAACCAGGAGAAUUGUCCGACUUUGGAGCAGAAAGAGAUAUUCAUCAAGGAGUACUUGAAGCACUACCACGCGAAUGUUUCGGAGGAGAAAUACUAUUGUUCCAUAGACGAGGUAAACCACCUCCUGGGCGAGGUGGACGCUUUCGCGCUGGCCAGCCACCUGUUCUGGAGUCUAUGGUCUGUGGUCAACGCGUCCAAGAGUCAGAUACCCUUCGGUUAUUGGGAAUACGCUCUCUCCAGAAUAGAAACAUACCAACGGCUAAAGCAGGAAGUGAUCAAGAAGGACAAAUACGGUUUGCCACAGAAGAGGAAAAUAUGCGAAGUGGACAUUUGAGAGAGAACCGCCGCCCUCACAGUUUAGGUUAGCUAUCUCGCUCUCACGGGUCCGAGUGACAGGGACAGCCUGCUACACGGUACGUCGCUCCAGCUGGACAACUGCUGCCUUAUUGAUUUGAAGUAUAUCCAUCCAUUUGUAUUAUCACGUAUUUUUAAAUUAAGUGUGAAAUCUACCUGUUAAAUGCUUAAAAAACAAAAAAAAAAUUGCAGCCUAAGGCUAGAGAAAAUUCGACACGGCCGUCAGGGCCGCGGUAGCAUAAUGGUCGGAGCAUUCGUCCGGAUAGCGAAGGGUGCUGGUUCGAGUCCCGUCUGCUGCCUGGCCCGCGUGGAAUUUUUUCUAGUAAUCUUUUCUGUAAAGUUUUGAAAUUCAGUCAAGAAAUACUAGAAGAGAUUCGAAACGGCUAUUAAAGUCACAUUAGUAUAAUUGGUUAGCGCGUGCGCCCGGAUUGCGGAAGGUGUAGGUUCGAAUCCUCUCAUAAAACUCAACCAAGUAGAAUAUUCUCUUGUGAAAUUUUAGAUUUAUACACUUCAAAUCAAUUUGGUAUUGGCAACUUUAAAUGAGACUAAUUUUAAGAGUAUCUCAAAUCAGGGAAUACCAAAUUAAGUUUAUCUAACUGUCGGAAGAUAUUUGUAAACAUCUCGCGAACGAGUCAAGAACAUUAUUAGAUAGUGUGUGUGUGAUAUGAAAACAUUUGUUGUUUUAAUUAGAUAUGAACUCUUACGAAAAUAUUCUUUUUGAUUAUGUUAAAGGUCAAAUCCUCGAAAUGUAAAAUAGCCCGUUUAUAGAAUAAACUUUGUAAAUGUAUAAUUAGUACAAAAAUAAUGCGUGUAUGUAAUUUAUACUUAAAUAAAAAAAAUGCAAAAAAGCACUGAAAUAUCUCUAAGAAAUCUAUUUGUAAUGCUUAGUUUUAUACGUAUUAUAAUUAAUAUUUGAUUUGCCUUUUUUUUCGUCACAAAAUAACCGAGCGUAGCCCAAAUUAUUGUAACUGGCAACUUUGGGUACAGUGUUGCCGUGAUUAAUACAAUAGGGUAUUUGACAGUAUUAAAAAUAAAGUGCCAAUUGUUAGCGUCUGUGUUUAGAAUGAAUAUUGACAGGGGUUUUUACUAUUUUUACAAAAAAAUUAUAAUUUUACUAAAAACCCACGAAAUAGAUAAUAGCUUUCUUAUUUAUUGUCACGUGACCCAAAACGCUUGGGAUUGGCGGUGCAAAAUGACGUCACACGCAAGUAAACUUCCGGUUAAAGUGACAUUACAUUGUAUCGUUUGACGUUUUAAUAACAGUCGUGUGACGUCACACACUAGUAAGACGCCAUAUUGUCCAGAAAAACGUUUUCGCGGCAACUUGAAAAUGGAGUUUUUUAUUUGGUUCUUUUUACUGAAAUACACAACAGAAUGAUGAAUAUGAACUUUUUACGGACUCCAUAAACAUUACUCAAUAACAUGAGAUCGUUUUUUAAAACUUAUCAAAUACCC
Molecule: messenger RNA, 3567 nt
Organism: Chilo suppressalis (striped riceborer)
Lineage: Eukaryota; Metazoa; Arthropoda; Insecta; Lepidoptera; Crambidae
Source: the annotation of a GenBank genome assembly